Molecule: messenger RNA, 1387 nt
Organism: Drosophila bipectinata
Lineage: Eukaryota; Metazoa; Arthropoda; Insecta; Diptera; Drosophilidae
Product: TBC1 domain family member 13
Biological process (GO): intracellular protein transport; activation of GTPase activity
Molecular function (GO): GTPase activator activity
Source: RefSeq, a predicted model, not a curated record
ACUCUGAUAAGUUUCACUUUUUAAUUUCGAUGCAUUCUGUUGAUUAAAUCUGAAACGGAGAGACAUCGCGAUUUGCAUGGACCAAACAAAGAAACCCGCAUAUAGCUGAAAAAUGUCUAUUUUCAAGGCGCGAGUUAAGGAAUUCGAGGAUGUUCUGGCGCCACCCCAAGAUGAGAUUGAUCUGAAGCAGCUCCGGAGACUGGCUUUCAAUGGUGUGCCCGAUGUACAAAGUUUUCGUGCCCUGAGCUGGAAGCUUCUACUUGGCUACUUGGCUCCCAAACGCAGUACUUGGGCAUCCACUCUUGCCCAGAAGAGGGCACUUUAUAAGCAAUUCAUUGAAGAGCUAGUUUUGCCCCCGGGACACUCAAAUAACGGUGACUCAGGCUCCGGAGACCAGGCGGAUUUGAGGGGCGUUGGCCUGCAAGAUCAUCCCCUGAGUGAGGGACCCGAAAGUGCUUGGAAUACGUUUUUCAGCGACAACGAGUUCCUGCUGCAGAUCGACAAGGAUGUGCGGCGAUUGUGUCCGGACAUAUCCUUCUUUCAACAGCCCACUGAAUAUCCCUGCACCAUUGUAGUCCACAGCAAGGGGGAGCAUGGGCGAAGACUGCACGAACGGGUGGUUCCCGCCGUUCUCAGCUCGGCAAAUGUGGAGCGCAAGGGACUUGGUAUGACCAAGAUAAAUUUGAUUACCAAACGCUCUGUUGAAAACUAUGCCGCAAUGGAGGAGGGCCAAGAAGCCCACUGGGAGGUGGUGCAACGAAUACUCUUUAUUUACGCCAAACUGAAUCCCGGGCAGGGCUAUGUUCAAGGUAUGAACGAGAUUGUGGGACCUAUUUACUAUGUGAUGGCCUCGGAUCCGGAUCUCUCCUAUCGAGAACAUGCCGAGGCGGAUUGCUUUUUCUGCUUCACAGCUUUGAUGAGCGAGAUUAGAGACUUUUUCAUCAAAACACUGGACGAUGCCGAAGGCGGCAUCAAAUGCAUGAUGGCGAGGCUAUCAAACAUGUUAAAAGACAAAGAUCCAAAUAUCUACGAGCGCCUGAAGACCCAGGAACUGCACCCGCAAUACUACAGUUUCAGAUGGCUCACCUUGCUCCUAUCACAGGAGUUUCCACUGCCGGAUGUGCUGCGCAUUUGGGAUUCCGUAUUCUCCGACGAGCAUCGUUUUGACUUUCUAAUCAAGAUCUGUUGCUCCAUGAUGUUAAUCCAAAGAGAAGCUAUACUGGAAAACGACUUUGCGUCCAACGUGAAGCUGCUGCAAAACUAUCCUCCAAUCGAUAUCAAUGUUGUGAUCACCCACGCCGUUUCCUUAGCGUAGCAAUAACCCCUUUAUACUUGCCGAAGAAUAUCCCCCUCAAGGGCGAUAUAAACCAACCAAGCAAUCAACUGC